AUGAACGGAAUGAAGACGCCCCUGGCCGCCCGGGCCCGGUGCGGGAACCUCUCCAAGGCGAGGGCUCCUGGCACGGGGACGCCGGCCAACUCCCCACGGGUGGUCGCGGCGCACUCCACCCCGGAGAAGCGCGCGGCGCUGGCGGAGAUGGAGGCGAUGAAGUCGCGCAUGUCGGCGCACCUGUCGGCCAAGGAGGAGCACUGGAAGGAGGAGGCGCGCCAGGCGGGCGCCAAGCAGGUGAUGGCGGCGCAGGUGGCGGACGACCCGAUCCUGCUGGUCGACGCGGAGACGUACGACGAGGCGGUGAACCGCGAGGACGGGAAGCUGGUGCUGGUGGACUUCUUCGCGGCGUGGUGCGGCCCGUGCAAGCUGAUCUACCCCGAGGUGAUCAAGCUGGCGCAGACGCACGAGGACAAGAUGGUCGUCGUCAAGUUCGACUGCAACCAGGAGAACAAGACCAAGGCCAAGUCCCUCGGCAUCCGCUCCCUCCCCACCUUCAAGCUCUACCGCAACGGCGAGCUCGUCGACGAGAUGACCGGCGCCAAGGUCGACAAGCUCAAGGAGCUCGUCAGCAACCACCUCUGA
Pedinophyceae sp. YPF-701 is the source of this 585-nucleotide messenger RNA. The record is from the annotation of a GenBank genome assembly. NCBI's taxonomy places the organism in Eukaryota, Viridiplantae, Chlorophyta, Pedinophyceae.